Diabrotica balteata is the source of this 1856-nucleotide messenger RNA. The record is from the annotation of a GenBank genome assembly. Lineage: Eukaryota; Metazoa; Arthropoda; Insecta; Coleoptera; Chrysomelidae.
CACAAUCAAAUCCCCCAGUCAGGUAGUAGUUGCUGUCCUUUUGCUGUGAACGGUGCGGGUUACUUUUCGAUGUCGGUUUUAAGGAGAGUGCUAUACAAACGGCUUUUUGUGCCGAAAUUUAACCCCAAAGCGGUGACAAAUGGUUUUGCUACUGACUCAAAUUCCAGUGGGAUUAUUACAACUCCCGACACCGCGGAAAUACCCAAGUGUUCUUUAAAUGAAUAUGUGUUUCAAAAUGUGCAUCUUUGGGAAAAUCGCAUAGCUACAGAAUGUGCCGUAACUGGAAGGAAUUACACCUAUUCGCAGCUUAGGACAAAAUCCAAAAACUUUGGAGCAGCUCUUCGCAAAAAGUUUAAACUUGAGAAGAACGACACAAUCGCCAUUUUAUUGCCAAACGUUCCCGAGUUUCCAAUCGUUACAUUGGGUGCAAUAAGGGCAGGAUUGAUUUGUACGACUGUGAAUCCAAUAUAUACAGCAGAUGAAAUCAGUAGGCAACUCUUGGAUUCUUCGACAAAAGUUAUUGUAACUCUCAACGAACUAUGGCCGUUGGCAGAUGCAGCGACAAAGCAAGCGAAAAAGAACAUUCCAAUAAUAACUAUCAAAUCGCAGCAAAGUCAAAGUGUUCCAUCGGGUGCAGCGAACUUUGCCGAACUGGCGGAUUACAACGCAGACCUACCAAGUGACGAAUCAUGGGAUAGCGUCGCAUUUUUACCUUAUUCUAGUGGAACAACUGGCUUGCCAAAAGGUGUCAUGCUAACACAUCACAAUAUAGUAGCCAAUGUUGCCCAAAUUGGACAUCCGAAAUUGCUUAUCAGCAGACAAACCACACCUGAUCACCAAGAUGUCGUGCCUGCGGUGUUGCCAAUGUUUCAUAUUUACGGAUUGACGAUCCUUAGUAUGUUUCAAAUUAAACUGGGGGUUAAGAUAGUCACCUUGCCAAAAUUUACUCCAGAACUAUACAUAGGUACCUUGAAGAAACAUAAGCCAAACGUAUUGUACUUAGCUCCACCCAUAGCUAUAUUUUUAGGAAAAGUUCCCCAAGUACAGGCGGAAGACUUUAAACCAGUUAGGGCAGUAGUUAACGGUGCAGCUCCUUUAGGGCAAUUGGAUGGUAUGCGGUUAACGGAAAAGGCUAAUAAAGAUCUUCCAAUACUCCAAGGUUAUGGUUUAACUGAAACAUCACCUGCGGUAAUAACUACCCGACCAGCAGAGUACAACAAAGAAAGUGCAAAGGGAUCCAUCGGAAGACCAGUUCCCAACACUACGUUGAAAAUAGUUAAUCCCGAGGACCCAUCAGGUGCACCCUUGGGACCCAACGAACUCGGGGAGCUCUUGGUGAAGGGACCUCAAGUCAUGAAAGGGUACUUAAAUCGACCAGAGGAGAAUAUUUUUGUAGACGGAUGGAUGAGAACGGGAGAUAUGAUGUAUUACAAUGACGACGGAUUCUUAUUCAUUAAAGAUAGACUGAAGGAGUUGAUAAAAGUUAAAGGAUUCCAGGUGGCUCCGGCUGAACUUGAAGAAAUAAUCAGGGACUUUCCCGAUGUCCUUGACGCAGCUGUGAUCGGUAUUCCUCACGAUCUGGAGGGCGAAAUUCCCAGGGCCUACAUAGUUGCCAAACCUAACGCAAAAAUUGAUAUAGAUCAAUUGAAGAAUCAUGUUCAUGCGAAAGUGGCGCCGUACAAACAAUUAAAAGGUGGAAUCUCUGUAGUCGACAGUAUUCCGAAGAAUGCCAGUGGAAAGACGUUGAGACGAGAGUUGAAGCAAAUGUAUGAAGAAGAACUUAAGUAAUUUUUAUUGUUGUUUUUAUAUAUUAUGUGACUGCAUUUUUUAAUUAUACACUAUAUAUUUUUUAUUAA